GCGAGCAGUUCGGGGGGCGGUUACCACUCCUGCCGGACUCGCUGGGCAGUGCUGGACGGAGCGUGGAGCCCGGAGGGAGCCGCGACCGGCUGCGCCAAGGAUGCUCCACAAUGAAACGCCAUAGAACUCUCAGCAGCAGUGACAGUUCAGAUGAGAGUCCUUCCACUUCUCUUACUUGUGGCUCAAUGUAUAGGAACAAGUCAAAAAUUCCAAAUGAACCCAAGAAAUCUGCUGAGGUAUAUCGGAAGGACCUCAUCAGUGCCAUGAAACUUUCAGAUUCUCACCACAUUAAUCCUGACAGCUAUUACCUCUUUACGGAUACAUGGAAAGAAGAAUGGGAAAAGGGAGUUCAGGUACCAGCCAGUCCAGACACUCUUCCACAGCCUUCCCUCAGGAUUGUAGCUGAGAAGGUAAAGGAAGUUCUAUAUACCCGGCCCCGGAAGUAUAUCCAGUCCUCUGUCGCAGAGACCACAGAGCCUGGCUAUGUCAACAUCAAGGAGCAGGCGGCAUCUGUGUGCCGCUAUGACCUAGAUGACAUGGAUAUCUUCUGGCUCCAGGAACUCAAUGAAGACCUUGCAGAAAUGGGUUGUGAGCCAGUUGAUGAGAAUCUUAUGGAAAAGACAGUAGAAGUUCUGGAACGCCAAUGCCAUGAAAAUAUGAACCAUGCUAUUGAGACAGAGGAAGGGCUAGGUAUAGAGUAUGAUGAAGAUGUGAUCUGUGAUGUGUGCCGGUCUCCAGACAGUGAAGAAGGGAAUGAUAUGGUAUUCUGUGAUAAGUGUAACAUCUGUGUGCAUCAGAUACUUUUACAGUUCCCUGGGGAGUCUUGCUGCCUGCAUGGGAGUCUCCUCUGCCUCAAAUCCAUCAGGUUACACCCAUGGUCAGUAACCUUGGCCUGCUAUGGCAUCCUCAAGGUCCCAGAAGGCAGCUGGUUGUGUCGUCCCUGUGUUGUGGGCGCUCAUCCACAAUGUAUGUUAUGUCCAAAGAAAGGUGGAGCCAUGAAGUCCACCAAGGCAGGGACUAAAUGGGCUCAUGUCAGCUGUGCCCUGUGGAUUCCAGAGGUCAGCAUUGGUUGUCCUGAGAGGAUGGAACCAAUCACAAAGAUCUCUCACAUCCCGCCCAGUCGGUGGGCCUUAGUCUGCUACCUGUGCAAAGUGAAGACAGGAGCUUGUAUUCAGUGCUCAGUGAAAAGCUGCACCACUGCCUUCCAUGUCACCUGUGCCUUUGAGCACAGCCUAGAGAUGAAGACCAUCCUUGAUGAAGGGGAUGAAGUAAAGUUUAAGUCAUUCUGCCUCAAGCACUGCCAAAACAGGCAGAAACUCGGGGAGGCUGAGUACUCCCUACACCGGUCUGCAGAGCAGAGCCAGGCCAAAAGUGAGAAGACCAGCCUGCGGGCUCAGAAGCUUCGGGAGCUAGAAGAAGAGUUCUAUACCCUGGUCAGUGUGGAAGAUGUGGCCAUAGAGCUCGGGCUGCCCAAACUAACUGUGGACUUUAUCUAUAACUACUGGAAACUGAAGCGGAAAAGUAACUUCAAUAAGCCAUUAUUUCCUCCAAAGGAGGAUGAAGAAAAAGGCCUAGUGCAGCCAAAAGUAGAAAGUAUUCACACUCGCAUGAGAAUGUUUAUGCAUCUACGGCAAGACCUAGAGCGGGUCCGAAAUCUGUGCUACAUGAUAAGCAGACGAGAGAAGCUGAAGCUGUCCCAGAACAAACUACAGGAGCAAAUCUUUGGUUUGCAAGUCAAGCUUCUUAACCAGGAAAUGGCUGAAGAACCUCCUUUGUCAAGUGGACCAGAUAACUCAUCUCAGCCACCACCAAGAAUUACCUUAAAGUUAAAAAUGCCCAGAUUAGCCCUGGAAGACUGCGGAAACAGUUCCACAGAGUCUGAUCAUGGACCCUUUUCUCCUGACAGCAACUCCCCUGCUCCCGAUACAGGGAACGUGCAAGUGCCUCAGGAAUCAUUAGAAAUGAAAAUGAAAUCCUAUCCAAGGUAUCCAUUAGAAAGUAAGAAUAACCGUUUACUGGCAGGUCUGGGCCUUUCUAGGAGUGAACCAAAGGAUCCUAGUCCUGCUCGGACAACUCCAUCUCCAGAGUUCUAUCAAGGGCAGUCACUGGGAAAAUCUCUGGUCCUUCAGACCACCAUGCAUGGACAGUCCUUAAUUGGGAAUGGGAAAAGUCAGCCUAUCUCCAAGUUUGUCAGAUCCAAUGGCCUGGAGGGCAGCUGGUCUGGGGAUAUCAACCCAAUAGACAGCUCAAGUGAGAUAUUAUGUGGCCAAGAGUCCAUGCUCACUUCCCACUUGGCCAGUCAGGGCAGCUUUAGAAAGCCUACCAUGAAACACUUCAGCAGAUCUUUUAAGGAGUCCACCAACAGGUGGGGGAGAACCACAGAGGGCCUCCAGUGCUAUGGGAAGCAAACUAAGAAUGUUAAACCCAGGGAGCAGCUCUGGGGCAAGCAGCUUGUCAGGCGUUCUGCAGGGAAAGCUCCGUAUCAGGAAAAUGAUGGUUAUUGCCCAGAUUUGGAGCUGAGUGAUUCAGAAGCAGAAAGUGAGGGGAAUAAAGAAAAAGUCAGGGUAAGGAGAGAGAGCUCAGACAGGGAAAAUCCUGCUCAUGACUCUAGACGGGAUUGCCAUGGUAAAAGUAAGACAUAUCCCCUAUCCCGCAGGUCAAUGCAAAGGUGAUUAACAACUUCCAAGAAUAUUUGCCUUCCAAGAAUAUUGCAAGAAUAAAUGCAAUAUUUGCCUUUGCCUCAUAUAUUGUGGAAAACCCCAUACACCAGAGGACCCUGGCAUAUGUUGGGGAGGAAUUUUGGUGAAAAGAAUAAAAUGUUUCCACAGUAAAUUGGUUUGCAGUUUAUGAACCAGUUUCAAGCAUAGUUUUCACAAGCACAUUAUAAGAAUUGCAGAUUGUCCAAAAGUUUGUUUUUUGUUUUUUUGUUUUUGUUUUUGUUUUUGUUAUUUUGCCAGAGCCUAUUAAGAACAGCUGGACCCAGAGUAUUUGUUCAGUAAAUACUCAGGGCAACUUUCCAGUUGUGUUAACACAAUGAUGUGCAUAUGUAUUAAGAAUCCUUGCAUUAUUAUUUCUUGGAUUUGCAAGAAACUGUGACUAUCAAACACUAAAACUACUUAUCUUUUGAACCUACAGCAUGUGACUCCUAGAGCUCCAUCUGUAGGAAGUUUCUGACUCCACUGGUAUCUGGAAACCCUCCUCAGGGAAAGACCAGGGAUCAACAUCUCAGAUACUGUCAAACUGACUACCCUCUUUGUUUGUUCUGCACAAGGUUGAGUUCCUUUCAGAGGAUCUUAAUUUACCAAUUCAAUACUACUAAUGCUUCUAAGUGUCCAGUGCCUGUUCCUAGACUUGCUUGCUGGGGACGCACUUGUAACUAUUUCACCCAGCUAACAAGCAUAAAAGGCUAACUUGUGGAUAGUGUUUACAAAAGUACUACUUCCAAGGAAAAUGCUCUGAUUCUCUCAGUUGUGGACAUUUGUGAAGGAUCCCAGAGCCUUUCCCAAAGUAAGACCAUUUCUGGGGGAUUUUUACCAGGUCAGGGUUUUUGUGUUAUUGUUUUCAAAUAAGUUUGACUUAAAUAAGUUUGGCUGACUGUUUUUGUAUACCUGCUUUAAUGUUUAUAAAAAUUUUAUCGAGGUAUAAUUAAAGUAUAAUAGAAUGCACAGAGGUUAAGUAUUCUUACCUGCUUUAAUUUUGAAACAGAUUUUUAUUGUCAAGCAGAAUUGAGAGCAUGUGUUUAACACAUGGAUAUAAUUUAGCUUUGUACCAACUUUGAAUCUGAAGCAAUUUUCCAAACAAAAAGGCUGGAGCCGUUUUUCAGAAGUUGCUUAUACACUGUUCCCAAACUAUCAGCCUUGGUUAAUUUCUGGGAGAAAGAGAAUGAUUACAUUUGGGGGCGGGAUAAACAUCUCUGCUUCCCAUUUCAAGAAAGGAAUAACAUUAGUUUUUAAAAUGUGAAGCCAACUAUAAUUCCUGCUCUCUUUUCUUCCUAGCCUUAAGUUAAUAUUCUCUUUUUUCUAGUUUGGAAAAGUAUAGCAGGAAUUUUCAGGCAAAAGAGGCCAUUUUAGAGUCUUAAUGUUGCUUACUGGUAAAACAGUCCAGCUGCAGUAGAUGCUAGUUGCCCCUCUAUAUGGGAAACUCAACAGUUUCCUCUCCCCACUUUUGUUCUUACAGCCUUGUUAAUGGAUCUCUGCUUUUGUUUUUGCCUCCUGUUCUGAAAAUUUCUGUAUUUUGCCUAUCCUUUGGCCACACCUUCAAUAUGUUUCCUUUAUGCCUGUGUACUGGUAUGAACAUGUUCUAGCAUGUAUGGGAGGUGGCCUAUAUUUUGUUUGAAUGGAAAAAGCUAUGACUUAUCCAGAGGAGAAAUAGAAUUUCUUUUAUUUAUGCACUAGGUUUCUGUGCUUUUUUUGUAGUUCUCCUGGGGCAGAUAUUAAUUUAACACUUUCAGGGCAAUGAAACGAUAAUGGAACUAUGUUAUAAACUCCUUCUGUUACAAGCCAGUACAGCAGCCUAUGUCCCAUAAUGCCUUUCUGAAUGGGAAGAAAAGCAAACAUUGAAAAAGUGCUUCAGCCAAAAUUCUAUAUGUAAUACCAUUGGAAGAGUAUUGACUAAAAUAAUUUCAGUCAGGGAAAUAUAGUUGUAAUAUUUUUACAGGAUUUUCCUAGGCAAAUGAAGCAGCCUUCAGUUGUAUAAAUUUCAAUUGCCCCAAAAUGUAUUUGCUACAUUUUGCUGUUGUUUGAAGUAUUACCUCUUAACCUUCUUUGUUAAUUCUUUUCAUUUUGUCUUAUAUAGUCCAGUUUUCCAAAAUAAAUUCAGUCUUUUUUCAA
This is a messenger RNA of Artibeus jamaicensis (Jamaican fruit-eating bat), 4829 nucleotides long. RefSeq names its product jade family PHD finger 3 (gene JADE3). The record is from RefSeq and is a predicted model, not a curated record. Gene Ontology annotation, cellular component: histone acetyltransferase complex. Gene Ontology annotation, biological process: regulation of transcription by RNA polymerase II. NCBI's taxonomy places the organism in Eukaryota, Metazoa, Chordata, Mammalia, Chiroptera, Phyllostomidae. The transcript has 12 exons. The coding region runs from base 111 to 2672 and encodes 853 amino acids.